GCUGAAGCGAGGACUCCUGCUGGUACUGCGCUCCCUGCUGCUGCACAGCAAGGCUCUGCCGCCCACCUUCAGGCCGUGCAGCCAUGUUCUGGGUGCCCUGACCCCACGGAAGCCCAUGGGGAGCCCCGGACUGGCUGCCCUGCUCCUGCCUCUCCUCCUGCUGCUCACUGGCCUCUCUGCCUGCCCUGGGAUUGCCUGCCCCUCCCUGUCCCACUGGAGCACCCGCUGUCUGCUGGCCUCCCACAUGGAUGACAAGUUCACUGGAAGGGCUGCCUAUAUUCCUUGCCGUAUCCGGUUGGCCCUCCCCGUCUCUCGAAAGCCUUUGUGUGCUGGACUCUGGCACUGCGCCUACUGUUUGUGCCUGCGUCUGGUGUCAGAUCUUUCAGGCCGUCAGUGGGGCUGGUUCCACCUCCUGGUGCAGAAUUCCCACAAGUCUUACAAGUUCCAGUUCUGUAGGAGACACAAGAUGCUGGUAUCUGCUCAGAGGGAGCUGCUGAGUAGCUGUUGCCUGUCUAAGAAGGGCCAUCACACCUCCGGCCCCUCCCCAGAUACAUCCCACAAGGGGCUGCGCUCCAAAAGGACCCAACCUUCGGAUCCAGAGGCAGUGGAAGGUCUCCCCAGACCCGGCUCACAGAGGCAUGGAGGGCCCGAGUUCUCCUUUGACUUGCUACCUGAGGCACGGGCUAUUCAAGUGACCAUUCCUCCAGGCCCUGAGGUCAGCGUGCGUCUUUGUCACCAGUGGGCACUGGAGUGCGAAGAGCUGAGCAGUCCCUUCGAUGCCAAGAAAAUUGUGUCCGGGGGCCAUGCUGUAGACCUGCCUUAUGAAUUCCUUCUGCCCUGUCUGUGCAUAGAGGCAUCCUACCUGCAAGAGGACACCGUGAGACGCAAAAAAUGUCCCUUCCAGAGCUGGCCUGAAGCCUACGGCUCGGAUUUCUGGAAGUCAGUGCAAUUUACUGACUACAGCCAGCACAGUCAGAUGGUCAUGGCCCUCACACUGCGCUGCCCCCUGAAGCUGGAGGCCUCCCUCUGCCAGAGGCAGGGCCGGCGCACUCUCUGCGAAGACCUCCCCAAUGCCACGGCUCAAGAGUCUGAGGGGUGGUAUGUUUUGGAGAAGGUGGACUUGCACCCCCAGCUCUGCUUCAAGUUCUCUUUUGGAAACAGCAGCCACGUUGAAUGCCCCCACCGGACUGCCCCAUCCUGGAAUGUGAGCAUGGAUACCCAAGCCCAGCAGCUGAUCCUUCACUUCUCCUCGAGGACGCAUGCCACCUUCAGUGCUGCUUGGAGCCACCCAGGCUUGGGGCAGAAUGGCUUGCUGCCCCCUGUGUACAGCAUCAGCCAGACUCAAGGCUCAAGCCCAGUGACACUAGACCUCAUCAUCCCCUCCCUGAGGCCGGGGGGCUGUGUCCUGCCAGACCUGCACCAGAUGCAAACCCUGUGCUGGAGAAAUUCCCUAUCCGGGGGGCCUCCCCUUCUCAUCCCCAAGCCUCUUUCAACUUCCCCUGUGAGGAGAGGCUACCCUGGCUCACAGGGGUGGGGCACUCUGUGCCCUCAGGUGUGGAGGUCAGAUGUGCAGUUUGCCUGGAAGCGCCUCUUAUGUCCAGAUGUCUCUCAUAGACGCCUGGGACUCUUGAUCUUGGCACUGCUGGUCCUCACCACCCUAUUGGGCGUUGUUCUGGUCCUCACCCACCGGCGCCCACUGUCAGGCCCGGGCCGAGCGCGGCCGGUGCUGCUGCUGCACGCGGCGGACUCAGAGGCACAGCGGCGCCUGGUGGGAGCACUGGCUGAACUGCUGCGGGCAGCGCUGGGCGGCGGGCGCGACGUGAUCGUGGACCUGUGGGAGGGGACGCGCGUGGCACGCGUGGGUCCACUGCCGUGGCUGUGGGCGGCGCGGGCGCGCGUGGCACGGGAGCGGGGCACCGUGCUGCUGCUGUGGAGUAGCGCCGGCCCCCGCCCGGCCCGUGGCCCGGAUCCCCGCGCCGCGCCCCUGCGCGCCCUGCUUCGCGCCGCCCCGCGCCCGCUGCUGCUGCUCGCUUACUUCAGUCGCCUCUGCGCCAAGGGCGACAUUCCCGCGCCGCUGCGCGCCCUGCCGCGCUACCGCCUGCUGCGCGACCUCCCACGCCUGCUGCGGGCGCUGGACGCGCGGCCUUCCACCGAAGCCAUCAGCUGGGGCCGCCUUGGGGCUGGGCCGUGCCUGCGUGGUCGCCUGGAGCUGUGCCGCCGGCUGGAACGCGAGGCCGCCAAGCUUGCUCACCAAGGCUGAGCAGAGCCCCGCCACACCGGAGGAUGUCCACGGCCGCAAGCCUAGGGCCUCUACCCUGGAAUCCUCGGGGUGACCCCUCAGGACUGGCCAAAAAGACUUACUUUCUGCCUCCCAGCCUGGGGGCAGAGCACCUCACUCACUGUCCCAGCCGGUCCCCACGUGUGUCCCGCUUCCUCCUCGUGCUUACCCUGCCUCUCAGAACCCUCAGGGAGAGAGCUACUCUCUACUGAGACCUUCUCUGCCCCUAGUCCUGUUGGGGGUGGGGGAUCUUCCCACUUCCUCUCUCCCAAGUUCCAGAAAGAGAGUGAUCUGCACGUGCUCCAGUCCAGGUUGGAGAGGUAGCGGAGGUAGGAGCUCUGGCAGUUCUGAGCCGGGGGUGGCUCCAGGUUGUGGGGGAAAACCCCUUUGGGAGCCAGGGAUCCCCCUUUCCCAGACCUGGGACCUGCCCAGAGGAGGAGGGAGGGAGGGCUCAGGACCCUGGGAAAGAGGCUUUGGCCCUGGGCAAAAGUGGGACAGUGGAGACCAAGAUGGGAGAAAGAUGAAUAAAGAUAACCAUGAGGGCUAAACUAAGAAACGCAGCGUGCUUCUCUGGUAUGCCUGGGGUGCUGAACUGGGGGAAGGGUCAGUACCACCCUGCCUGGGGUUGUUAUGCAUCAGUGUGUGGGCUCGAAUCCUCCAUGUCCACAUCCACAUCUGUCAUGUUCUCACCAGCAAUGCCUCUGAAAAGGCAAAGGAGGAUCUUGAUCCUCACCGUGACUCAUCGAGAGAAGAGAGGAAAAAGCAGGUUCAGAAACGUGCUGUGUGUCCAUCAUCACACAGCCAACCCGUGGCAACAGCAGAGAGGGGACCCCUGUCUGCCUGGCUCUGGUCCUGCGUUCCUUCCUCCUAUACCACAUUUAAGCGUAGGCCAGGAAGUGGUGAAAAGCCCACUUUAUGGUGCCCAUUGUCACUGCCUGUAGAGCUCCUCUCCCACUGAGGGUCACUGAGGCCCAGGGAGUAUGUGUGAAGGGACCUGGGGUGCCCAGUAAGAGGGGACCCAGUGAGCCCUAGGAUCCCAGAACCUGUGUCAAAGGGUCACGUGGAAAGCAGAAAUGCCCCAGGAUUGCCCAGGCCCGGGGGUGCACUCGUCAGAGCCCUCCUCCUAGGGACUCCCAGGGUGAGUAAGAGCUCCCUUACUCAGCCAUGUUGCUGCCACCCACUCCAGGGGCCCCUCCCAGUCAGAUGUCAGCAGAGGAGGAGGAGGAGGAGAGGGAGUAAAGGAGGAGGUGAG
Equus quagga is the source of this 3530-nucleotide messenger RNA. It is a transcript of the gene IL17RE, whose product is annotated as interleukin 17 receptor E. Lineage: Eukaryota; Metazoa; Chordata; Mammalia; Perissodactyla; Equidae. The record is from RefSeq and is a predicted model, not a curated record. The coding region runs from base 116 to 2260 and encodes 714 amino acids. The transcript has 16 exons. Gene Ontology annotation, molecular function: interleukin-17 receptor activity.